AUGGACAAUCCUCAGCACGCUCCACACGUCCCUAGUACCUGGACAGCCGGUGGUGGCAGGGGUGCCAGAAGACUCUCCGCAACACCCACCAACAUUGAAGAGCUCACCCAGCACUCUUCCUCCCCCUCCUCCGAGACCGUCAACACAAUCGUCAAGCCCAAAUCCGGCAAUGACGUCAAAGGCGACCAUACUUCCUCACCAUUGGUCCCCAUCAAGGCAGGAGGAUCAGUCCGCUGGCCGAUACUGGCCACCGCCUGCCUCAUCAUGUUUGGCAACUACUUUGCAUUCGACAACCCGGCAGUUCUCAACAAGCCGCUUCAGGAAUACAUGCGCAUGACUGAUGGCCAAUUCGCAUAUUUCCUGAAUUUACUCUACACGACCUACUCGAUCCCGAAUGUCAUCCUCCCCUGGCUUGGUGGAUACGCCGCAGACCGUUUCGGGCACAACAAGCUAUUGAUUGUUCUUUCGAUAUUCGUGGUUCUGGGACAGUUGGUGGUUUGUUUGGGACUUGAGCGACGCAACAUUGGGAUUAUGAUUCUUGGCAGGGUGGUGUUUGGAGCGGCCGAGAGUUUGGCGGUUGCCCAGUCGGCGAUUACGGUCAAGUACUUUCGAGGCAAGGAGUUGGCUAUGGCUCUAGGGAUCAAUCUUUGUGUGGGUCGGAUGGGUGGUGUUAUGAAUGACUUUGUCACGCCUAUUAUCUGGUCCAAAUCCUCAGUCCCCUUUGCGUUUUGGUGCGGACUUUUUGUGUGUGUCUUUUCGUUGGCGAUGGCGCUUGUGCUGGUGGCCACAGAUCUUCGGUUCGGAGCUCAUGUCCGUCCUGAGAAUGUCCCCUUGGAACGGUCGCGUCCUUCCAGCUGCAUGAUCGAUGCUAGACUCUCCUUGGAUACCUUCUCUCAUGCCAACACUUCGUUCAAACAGGGUGCCCCUCCUUCGAUCCAGGACAUCACAAUGCAGCGAAUGAACGGCCAUCUCAAGCAUUUCAACCAUCGUCCCAAUGGCGGCCACCUUGACAAGGAAACCACCUUGCAAAAGUGUAUCCGUCAACUCCAUCCGCUCUUUGACUACUCGUUGUCUUUCUGGAUCCUGUUCGUGAUAGGGUUCCUGCUGGUCGGCAUCAUUGUUCCCUUCAACAGCAUCCAUGCCGGCUUCCUCCAAAUGCGCUGGUACCCUGGCGACCCUCUCAAAGCUGCCCAGAUCAUGACGAUACCAGACCUACUAGCAGGAGUCCUCAUCCUCCCCGUCGGCUGGUUUGUAGACCACUACGGCCAAAAGUCCUGGCUCUUCAUCCUCUGUGGACUAAUCACAGGCACCGCGCACGUGUUCUUGGGUGUCGUCAAGAUCAAGGACCCUUUUCCCUUCCUCAUCUCCCUAGGUGUCUCCUCUGCGAUCGGCGCCAUCUUUUCUAGCGCCGUCCCCGUCCUCGUCCGCAGCGACCAGACGGCCACCGCCUAG
Molecule: messenger RNA, 1452 nt
Organism: Linnemannia hyalina
Lineage: Eukaryota; Fungi; Mortierellomycota; Mortierellomycetes; Mortierellales; Mortierellaceae
Source: the annotation of a GenBank genome assembly